Microsporum canis CBS 113480 is the source of this 2178-nucleotide messenger RNA. Its product is annotated as E3 ubiquitin-protein ligase bre1. The transcript has 6 exons. Lineage: Eukaryota; Fungi; Ascomycota; Eurotiomycetes; Onygenales; Arthrodermataceae. Gene Ontology annotation, cellular component: HULC complex; nucleus. Gene Ontology annotation, molecular function: ubiquitin protein ligase activity. Bases 1 to 2178 code for a protein of 725 amino acids. The record is from RefSeq and is a predicted model, not a curated record.
AUGACGGCUCUCGAAUCCCCUGCGGUGUCUCUACCCAAAUCCGGCCUUGUUGUUAAAAUGGAGGACCGCAAGCGACUUGCUACCCAGGAUCCCGGUGAUUCAGCUCCUCCCUUGAAGAAACAAGCCACUGCUGUGAAUGGAGGAGUCAAGGCGCACCCUGACACUGAUAUGCCAUGGCGCGAUGAUCUCGAGCGAUACCAAAAGGAUGCAAUCUGGAGACAGAUGCAAGAAUAUAAACGCGAGAAAACAACUCUCGAAUCCCGGAUAAAGGAUUUAUCUAAGAAGAUGGCGUAUAACGAGGAACACGUUAGUGUUGUCGAUGCUUGGCUUAAACAGUUAAUUGAUGAAGUCAAAGUUAUAUCGUCUUCGGUAGAUGAAUCGACUGAAGACAACCCCACGUACCAGACAUCGUUGCUCUUCACUGGCCAUGAAUCAUUCGAGAAGCACCUACAAGACCGUGCAGCUGAAAUUAAAGAUUCAAUAUCUCGCCUUCUCUCAAAUGCGGCCAAGGCCACUCCGGAUAUCACAAGCUUGCAGUCUAAACUGGCAAAGAAACUCGCGGAUGAAAAAGCUGUCAAUGUAGCAAUUGAGAAAGCGAUUGCAGAAAAACAACAACUUGAAGAACGACUGGAGGCAGCAUCACUGAGAUAUAUGGUAGCGGAGAAGAAGAUAGAUCGGGCUAAAAGUCUCACCGUUGCAAGGCUCGAAAAGCAACAUAUUCUCGGUCCCCAUAAGUCCGGCGAUACCUCUACAAAGCGAGAGGAAGGACCAUCUAUUAAUGGAACAACAGAUAACCCGGAAAAGGCCACUGAAAUGGAAAUGCUGUAUAAUACUACCCUUGCCGUUUCCAACAAGCAAAAAGAACAGCUUGAAAAACUUGAAACAGACAACUCGAAGCUGCUGACCCAGAUUACGGAGCUCCAUGUCAAGCUUUCAAAACUUUCUGAUGAGGAUUAUGCCCAUUGCGACCUGUUUAAGCAAUUAAAAUCUCAGCAUGAGGAUGUAAUUCAACGAAUCAACCAUUUAGAAGCCACUAAUAUUCAGCUACGUGAGGAAGCCGAGAGACUUCAAGCCGAGCGGACCGCAUACCGAGUUCAAAUUGAAAACGAGGCCCAGACCACUAUUGGGGAAAAAGAAGCCCAGCUAUCAAAAACGGAAACUAACCUUGCUCGAAUUCGAAAUGCGCGAGACGAGUUGUUGGCAGAUCUGCAGAUGCGGAAGGCUGCAGAAGAUCAGGAAAGAGCCUCACUAACCCAGUUAAAAGAAUUGUUAGAGGCCCGAGAAUGCAGAAUUACGUCCUUAGAGCAGGAAGUACAAAGAGUACAACUACAAAUCGAUGGAGUUAAGGACACCCGGCCAAGCACGAGCGAAUUGUCACCUGAAGAGCUUCGGACUAAGUUUGAUACCCUUGAAAAGCAGUAUGAAAUGCUCAAUAUGGAGUUAUCAUCCAUGCAGAUGGCUUUCCGAAAGUCCUCAAAGCUAGCUUCUCAAAAAAUUGCUGAUACGGCUGCUGCAGAAGAUAAAGCCCAACGCUUGAUGGCUGAGAAGUCUAAGGCUGAUCAGAAGUACUUUGCGGCUAUGCAGAGCAAAGAAGCUCGGGAUGCAGAGCUAAGGUCUCUUCGGUUGCAGAACAUGAAGAGUUCAGAUAUCAUCUCACAACUUAAGGAAGCUGAGGCAGCAACCAGGACUCUUGUUUCAAAUGUUGAAAAGCAGCUAAGCGAGACGAAAGAAGCGUUGCUUACUCUAACAAAUCAAUAUCGAACAUCUCAGCACCAAGUCAACGAAGCCACCAUUGUCAUCCAAGGUUUGAAAUCACAAGUCACCGAGCUAAAAAACCAAUUAGCGACCAAAGAUGCGACGCUUACAGCAGCCACAAAUACUUGCCGAAAGGCUGAGAGCGAGGUUGAGGGCCUCAAGGUUACUCUUUCCGACACUAAGAAGAGCUUGGAGUCGUGGAUGAACCGUGGUUUGGGAAAUAACACUUCUGAAUACGAGAUGCUCAGGUCUCUCGCACUUUGCACAGUCUGCCGACGAAAUUUCAAGAAUACUGUCAUCAAGACAUGUGGCCACGUCUUCUGCAAAGAAUGCGUUGAAGAGCGAUUGACCUCUCGGUCUCGCAAAUGCCCCAAUUGCAACAAAUCUUUUGGAAGCAAUGACCAUAUGCAUAUUACCCUUUAA